CCUAGAAAAAAUAAAAACCUCGCCGGCAUUAGCGCGCACGUUCCCCAAUUUAAAUCUACCCAAGCACCUCCAGGGCUAACACUAGCCUAUCUUCAGCACAACCUUAAUUGUCUCGACGCGCCUGACGUAACUUGAACGCGCUUCAAUUGCCGGUUGCAGCCAUCGUCCCUGGAACGAAACGAAACAUCUUCUGUUUGUUAAGAACCAGGUACCCUUGAUGGAUCAUGGCAGAUGAAUCUGAGGAAGAAGUGCGCGAGCAACUAAAAGCUGCGCUAUGGUUCGCAGUGGGGAAGAUGGUCGAUGAAGAAACUCUCAGAAGGAACAGAAAUGUCACUCCCCAAUUCAUCGGAGCUUUGACUGAGAUGGUCUGGGCUCAAAUAGAAAAUGUCGCAUUAGACCUAGAGAACUUCAGUCGUCAUGCGGGACGAACAACCAUCAACACCGACGAUGUCUUGCUACUUGCUAGACGGAAUCAAGAUCUCCACGCAAUCAUAAGGGAUUUCGUGGAUAAACAGAAAGCCGCCAAAGCAAAGGGGAAGUCAAAAAGGUGAAAAGGGUGUUCAUUCUCAGUACCCCUAAGGACUCAUUCAAGAAGGCAAGUCGAGUCUCAGAUAUGCACAAGGCAAAUCUAGGUCAACAUUCAUCGCAAUGGAAUUUGUCUUUGGUCUCGCCCUUAACAUAGAAAGGGGCGGACGGCCGCAAGAAGUGUGACUUGUUCUGCUCGUUGACGACUAAGA
Hypoxylon trugodes is the source of this 737-nucleotide messenger RNA. Its product is annotated as kinetochore component CENP-S-domain-containing protein. Gene Ontology annotation, molecular function: chromatin binding; protein heterodimerization activity. The transcript has 3 exons. The record is from RefSeq and is a predicted model, not a curated record. The coding region runs from base 225 to 551 and encodes 108 amino acids. NCBI's taxonomy places the organism in Eukaryota, Fungi, Ascomycota, Sordariomycetes, Xylariales, Hypoxylaceae. Gene Ontology annotation, cellular component: Fanconi anaemia nuclear complex; FANCM-MHF complex. Gene Ontology annotation, biological process: resolution of meiotic recombination intermediates; replication fork processing.